Centrocercus urophasianus (Greater sage-grouse) is the source of this 1359-nucleotide messenger RNA. RefSeq names its product inhibitory synaptic factor 2A (gene INSYN2A). Gene Ontology annotation, cellular component: postsynaptic density. The record is from RefSeq and is a predicted model, not a curated record. Gene Ontology annotation, biological process: inhibitory postsynaptic potential. NCBI's taxonomy places the organism in Eukaryota, Metazoa, Chordata, Aves, Galliformes, Phasianidae.
AUGGUGAGUAAGGAGCCCAGCAAAUGCUUACUCACCACCUCGGAAAGCGAAGUUGAGCCCGCAGCUUCGCUCGCUUUGGAGAUGAAAUAUGCACUGGAUCCCAACCGGCAGAUAAAGAAACGCAACAAAGCCCUGCAGGUGAGAUUUAAGGAUAUCUGCGAGGCCCAGAACGAGCAGCGGGACAAGCAGCUCUCCACCACCCAGGAUACAGACAAAAGAGAAGCCAAGCCCGUUUCCUACAAAACGGCGUAUCGCAAAUACAUGACGGUGCCGGCCCGGAGGUCCAUCCCCAACGUCACCAAGAGCACAGGAGUUCAGACAUCCCCCGAUCUCAAGAAGUGUUACCAGACCUUUCCUCUGGACCGGAAAAAAGGGAAUAUCAUUAAAAGCGCCUCAGCCGUUGACACCUUUAAGAGUGAGAACAACGGCUUCCUGAUAGACAUUAAGGAGAAGGACAGCAGGAGCUCAGAGGACGGCAGUCAGUGGGGCAAGAAGGCCGGCAGCCUGCAGACGGCCGAGUUCAUCUCCCACGUGGGCGAGCGGGCAAGCACGGGGCCCGGCGCAGCCUGGACCUGGCAGGGCGCUGAGCUGCACGGCUGCAGCCUCCUCAACGCGGCCGAGCCCAGCAAGGGCAAGCCGGGAGCCGAGGAGCCGGGCCAGCCCCUCCACGGGAGGGUGUUUAAGACAGAAGUGGCCACCGUCUACCUGCCGGCAGGCGGCCCGGACGCCUCGCAGCCCGAGCCCGACUGGUCGCUGUGCCCGGCGGGCGAGGAGGACAAAAAGAGGACCGUGCAUGUGAAUGGCGUGCAGGGCCAGGCGGGAGAUGCGGCCGCCUGCCCGCCGCAGGCGCAGUGCCGGGCCAGCGAAUGUAGCGAGCGGGGCCUGCAGGUGAACGCGGCGCCCAUGGAGGCUGCGCAGCCCUGCCAGGCUGCCGUCGCCCUGAGCGAGGAAUGCCAACAAAUCGUGCCUCACACGGAAGUUGUGGACUUGAAAGCGCAGCUUCAGAUGAUGGAAAAUUUGAUCAGCUCGAGUCAGGAAACCAUCAAAGUGUUGUUGGGUGUCAUACAGGAGCUAGAGAAAGGAGAAGCUCACAGAGAAGGGAAAAAUUGGCUGUUCAACAUCUACAAAGCAUGAGCAUGUCUCAGCAAGCAGGUGAGCUCCAAUCACACAAAUUGUGGAAUGGCUUGGGUUGGAAGGGACCUUAAGGACCAUCGAGUUCCCCACGAGGCCAAGUCCAGAGUUUGCCCACACCAGGCUUUCAUAUCGGACCGGUCAAGACACGGCCAACUGCGACACGUGCAGGAACAGCGCGUGUAUCAUCUACAGUGUGGAAUUGGAUUUCAAGCAGCAAGAAGAUAA